Molecule: messenger RNA, 2153 nt
Organism: Aspergillus brunneoviolaceus CBS 621.78
Lineage: Eukaryota; Fungi; Ascomycota; Eurotiomycetes; Eurotiales; Aspergillaceae
Product: putative metaphase-anaphase transition protein (Mlo2)
Exons: 3
Coding region: 92-1903 (603 amino acids)
Cellular component (GO): cytoplasm
Molecular function (GO): zinc ion binding; ubiquitin protein ligase activity
Source: RefSeq, a predicted model, not a curated record
GUUUAAUUUACCACAACCCUCUUCUUCAGUCAAAUAAAGUCCUCCCUCCGCUGACCUAUAGAGCGACUCACCACAACUCAGACACAAGAAUAUGGCCGACUCAGAGGCAUCCAAACCAGCCCCCAGCAGUGGGCUGCCGAAAGACGCCCAGGAUCCCAUCAACCGUCGCGAAAGCUUCAGCUCCCAGAACUCGCAGACUGCCAGACAAUUCAUCGAGUCUCAAAUUCGCCUCGAAGCUGAUGCGCGCGAGAUCCUUCCCUACUCCUUUGAUACCUGCACCAAAGCUCUAGGUCCCCUCCGACAAUCCCUCUUCGCGUGCCUCACCUGUAACCCCCCUCCUACCGCAUCCUCCGACGAGAAUGCAUCAUACACACCAGCCGCCGUAUGCUAUUCCUGCUCCAUCGCCUGCCACGGGGAACACAACCUCGUCGAGCUAUUCAGCAAGCGCAACUUUGUCUGCGACUGCGGGACAACCCGGAUUCCAUCGAGCUCGCCCUGCACGCUGCGCAAUGACCCACACACUGGCGCGAAAGGCGUCCACUCCGAAGAACCCCACCCGGGCAACAAAUACAACCACAACUUCCAGAAUAAGUUCUGCGGCUGCGACGAGGACUAUGACCCCAGUCAGGAGCGGGGAACGAUGUUCCAGUGCUUGGGUGUGGGGACUGUCGAGACAGGCGGCUGCGGCGAGGACUGGUGGCAUCCAGAGUGCCUGAUCGGGCUUUCGCGCGACUGGUACAAGAACGCAAAGCAGCAGGAAAAAGGGAAGCAGGAGGAAGUGAAAGCUGAAGAUGCGGUAGCAGCGGAGAAUGGUGACGACAACAACAACAACAAAAGCGACGAAGUUGAUGAUGACGACGACGAGGAGACGCCCCUCCCACCCGGGUUCCCUGAAGAAGCUGACUUCGACAUGUUCAUUUGCUACAAAUGCGUUGACUCGAAUCCGUGGUUGAAGCGCUACGCGGGGACAACCGGCUUCCUCCCCCCCGUCUUCAAAGAAGGUGGACUGGCCAAACCAAUCGCAUUCGAAGCCAAAUCCGCCGAAGCGACAGACAAAGAACCGACGACUGCAGAACCAAUCAACCCCGUCACCACCAGCGCGCAAUCUGAGCCUACCCUCAACUCCAAGAAACGCAAAGCCGACGACAACGGCGACGAUGACGACGUUGAACCACAACCCACAGCCGAGCCCGCCGCAAAGCGCAUCAAGGACGAUGAGACGUCCGAAUCCACCGGCACCAAUACCGACACCGCCACAGCACCAACCACCACCAACACCGCUUCACCAUCUUCCUCUUCCCAACCCCAACCCGACCAACCUAACGCCCCCAAACACACCACCCUCCCCACCACCCCGCCCCCCCAGACCUUCUCCCUCUUCCUCACCGAGACCUUCCGCGACCAUUUCUGCCGCUGCCCAGACUGCUACCCGCACACCCUCGCCGCGCACCCGCAACUCCGCGAGGAGGAGGAGGCCUACGAGCCGCCCGUGUCGGAGGACGGGGACCACCACCACGGCGACGGCGCCCGCAGCACGGGCACGGGCAGCCUGCUCGACCGCGGCGAGGCGGCGCUCAGCAACAUCGACCGCGUGCGCGCCAUCGAGGGCGCCAUGGUCUACAACCACCUCCGCGACCGGGUCAAGGAGUUCCUGAAGCCCUUCGCCGAGAGCGGCACCGCCGUCUCCGCCGAGGACAUCAAGGCCUACUUCGAGAAGCUGCGCGGCGAUGACCAGCAUAUCCGGGAGGCCGCCGCCGCGGGCCAGGCUUCUUCCGGUGGUGGUAGUGGUGAUGGUGGCGGUGCCGGGCAGGAUGGGGAUAGUCGGAGGGAGCAGAAUGGUAUGUUUUCCUCUUCUCCUCGACAUUUUCUCCAACUUUCAGUUGAUCAUUGUUGUGGUUGCUAAUUCUGCGGGGUUAUAGGUUACUGAGUUUACUCUUGGUAUCUACUUGAUCUAACCGCUUAGUCUGGGGAUUUAUGGGGUCUAAUAGUUGCAGAAUGGUUUGGGAUACUCAUUCAGGACAACAUAACAAGGGAAAUGGCACGAUUGAAUGGGAACGGCGUGGUUGGGUUUCAAAUAGGAGCAGAUUCAUUUAUCUUUGACUAUCUAUCUAUCUAUCUCACAAGAAGAAUUCGUGUAAUGGUGUUUGUAAUGU